Molecule: messenger RNA, 2457 nt
Organism: Plasmodium coatneyi
Lineage: Eukaryota; Apicomplexa; Aconoidasida; Haemosporida; Plasmodiidae
Product: SICA antigen
Exons: 6
Coding region: 1-2457 (818 amino acids)
Source: RefSeq, a predicted model, not a curated record
AUGGCUCCACAAAAGGAUGAUGAUAAAGAUAAGGUUUUUGGCCCUUUAAAGGAAAAAUGGUUAAAGGAAAAAGAAUCUACAUGGGGGAAAGGGAAGCCCGCGGAGACUCAAUUAAUGGCAAAAAUGAAGGAGCUCUUUAAUGAAAUUCUUGCAGUAAUGAAUAUUGAUGAGUAUAAGGAUACUGCUCAGGCAGGUUGUGCAGGUAUUCGAAUAGGAAAAAGGGAGAUAAUGGCUGAAGAAAUGGACGUGUGUACCUUCAUUGUGAAGAAUUUGUGGAAUAUGAAGAAAAUAAGGAAAGGUCAAUGCGAAGAGAAAAAUAUGGAAGAAGAAAUGAAAGAACACUUAUACUGCGCAAUGAUGAAAGCGUGGUCUUAUUUGUACCUACAAGAUCACUGCGAUAGAACAGAUGCUGUAUGGAAUGCAUUUAGUGAAAUGAAGAAUUUCAGCAAGGUUAUUUAUCCUGAUGGGAAAUGUAAAGAAUGUGUGUAUGGGCUGUUGGAGCCUAUGAAUGUAUUGGGACAGCCAAUGUUAGCAACUAUUCUUGAUCUUAUAAGGAGUAAGAGAGAUGUUAUGACAUUAAUAGAUAAAGUACCAAAAAAAAAAUGUCCACCACCAAAACCGAACAAUGUUCUACCACAACAGUCACAACUACCGUCAGCAACAGGUCCAACAGGGUCAACAGGGAAUGGUGAUAAUGCAGCACGUAGUGCAGAACCUGCAACAAAUGGUGCAACUAGCACAGAUUCUGGACGUGGUGAGGGAGACUUUUUAUUAAUUCUCGGUCCAGAUAAUCCCACAGUAACAAUAGCUCGUGCUCCAAGUGGCAGAUCAAGUAAAAAUGAAGAUGCUGUAGUUCUUACAUUCAGUGGAGGGGGACCUCCUGCAACAGUCCAACCUGCCACAGUCAGUUCAUCACCAUCCUCAGGUGGUGGCACCACCUGCAAGAACAGUGAAUUACAGAAGCGCUUAAAGGAAGUAACAGAUAAAUGGUUCACCAACAGGGGGCGCGAUCCAACGCAGCAGAUACAUUGGGAUAGAUUUUGGAAUACUGACGUGAAGGAGAAAUUAUUGAAUGAACUGUCUCAAGCUAUGACCAAGAAUGGCCAAACUGAUAGUAACCUGUGUAGUGCCAUGAAAGGGGCAAACAAAGCAGCAUGUAAUUACUUUGUUAGUGGUUUAGAACAUAUAUAUAAAAUUGAAAAGGGGGCUCACGGCAAUGAUCAACAAAUGAAGGAGGAUAACCUAAUAUUCCAUCGAACUGCGUCAUGCCUCCUACUGAACGCUUAUGCCGAUAAAUUGAAGGAACUGGCAGAGAAGAAGGACCCCCCCUGUAACAUAGACAAUGGAAUAAAGCAUGCCUUUGAUGACAACAAGAACAUUUGGAAAUCUGCAUGUACAGGCGGUGGCUGUGUUCAAUGUAAAAGGGAACCAAAUUUGAAAUGCAAAAUAAACAAAGAAGAAGUAAAGGACAGGGUGAAUAAAAUGCUCAAAGAGAAGGAAAGUGAAAUACAACAAACUCUAACUAACAUAUGUUCAAAACCACCUGUUCCACCCUCCAAAACCACAUCCCAAGCAACAAGUACCAAGGAUUGUAAGGACGGUGAUACUAAUUGUUUGAAUCAGAAGGUCAACCAAAUGUUCCAAUCCCGAUGGGAAAUAUUUUUCAUGGGAAAUGGAACAUGCAUUCCACUCCAUGGUGCAACGAAUGAUCAAGUGUAUGGCCUGUUUCAAGAAUUCAAUAGGGAACUAAAUGAGAAGGAUCAGGAGGAUGGUUAUACAGCCGUUUGCGACGAAGUCGUACAAGGUCACGGCGUCACCCAGAAGGAACUUCACAAUUGUUUUUGUAAAAUUCUUAUGAGAAAUUUACGAAAAGUAACGUCAAAUGAUAGUACCUACAACUAUAAGAACACAACGUGGAAAGUGCACACCAUGAAACCGAAUGGACCAUGUGAUCUUUUGAAUUUAUGGCUAGUUCUAUAUGGAUCAAAGUAUGAUAUAAGCAAAGAGAAUAUUGAAUAUGCAUUCAAAGCAAUAACUAAUUUAAACAAGGAAUUUCCCGAAAAUAAAUAUGAGGAUUGUGUAUAUACUGGAAAUUUUUCAGUAAACGAAGCGAAGGAAGGUGUUGGUUACAGGGAGAUUUAUAAAUGGUUUCUGAAUUAUGACAGUGAAAACAAAAUGUGGGCAAUAAGUAACGAGAAUGCGUGCAAGAGAAAAGACGGCAAAAUCAAUGGACACCCUAAAAUCAUAAAGGGGCCAGUAGAAGACGCAAGUGAAAACUUGAAAACCAAAGCAGAGAUCGUUAUUAAAGAAAUAGAAGAUGGGCGUCUUGUAAUUCAAGCAGUUGACGAGGAAUUAAAUUCCACUAAAUCACCACCCCCCACGUCCACUUCCACUGGUUCGAAUUGUUCCAAUAUAAAAAUUGAAGGACUUGAGCAUGGUGAAGAAGGUAUAAAAUGA